This is a messenger RNA of Bombina bombina (fire-bellied toad), 5157 nucleotides long. It is a transcript of the gene PAPSS2, whose product is annotated as 3'-phosphoadenosine 5'-phosphosulfate synthase 2. The record is from RefSeq and is a predicted model, not a curated record. The coding region runs from base 118 to 1938 and encodes 606 amino acids. Gene Ontology annotation, biological process: 3'-phosphoadenosine 5'-phosphosulfate biosynthetic process; sulfate assimilation. Lineage: Eukaryota; Metazoa; Chordata; Amphibia; Anura; Bombinatoridae. The transcript is spliced from 12 exons. Gene Ontology annotation, molecular function: ATP binding; sulfate adenylyltransferase (ATP) activity; adenylylsulfate kinase activity.
GUUGCUACGUGUCUCCCUAUCCUUUAUUACCUCCUUCCCCGACUCACUCACAAGUCACCAGCACCAGACUUGAGCACAGCCUCUCCCAGCAGUUAGACCAGCUCUGCAGUUACCACCAUGUCUAAAACGAGGUCCACAAAUGUGGUUCUUCAAUCGCACCAUGUAAGCAGAAGUAAAAGAGGGCAAGUUGUAGGAACGAGAGCUGGCUUCCGGGGUUGUACAGUGUGGUUAACAGGUCUAUCCGGGGCUGGUAAGACAACAUUAGGCUUUGCGCUAGAAGAGUAUUUGGUCACUCACGCCAUCCCCUGCUACUCACUUGAUGGAGACAAUAUUCGCCAUGGCCUAAACAGAAACUUGGGUUUUUCUUCUGAGGACAGAGAGGAGAACAUCCGUCGUAUAGCAGAAGUUGCAAAGCUCUUUGCAGACGCUGGUCUGGUUUGCAUUACAAGUUUCAUCUCUCCGUAUACAAAGGAUCGUAAUGAAGCCAGGAAAAUUCAUGAAGCUGCGGGGUUGCAAUUCUUUGAGAUCUUUGUGGAUGCCCCGUUGAAUAUUUGUGAAAGUCGAGAUGUUAAAGGCUUGUACAAAAAGGCCCGAGCAGGAGAAAUCAAAGGAUUUACAGGAAUUGAUUCUGGAUAUGAAAAACCGGAUGCUUCAGAACUGGUGCUUAAAACUGAUGUCCACAGUGUAAAUGACUGUAUACAGCAAAUAGUUGACCUUUUACAAGAACGGUCCAUUGUCCCAUCUAGUGCUAUAAAGGAGGUACAUGAGCUGUUUGUGCCAGAGAACAAGCUGAGCCAGGUUCGGGACGAAGCAGAGUCGUUGGCUUCUUUCGAAAUCACAAAGCUUGAUCUCCAGUGGGUGCAGGUUCUGAGUGAAGGCUGGGCCACUCCCCUUAAGGGGUUUAUGGGGGAGAGAGAAUAUCUACAAGUUAUUCACUUUGACACUCUUUUGGAUGGAGGAGUAAUAAAUUUGAGCAUUCCCAUUGUGCUGCCUAUUUCUGACGAACAUAAGGAACGGCUGGCUGGCUCCAAAGCUUUUGCUCUUGAAUACCAAGGGAAAAAGGUUGCAGUCUUGAGGAAUCCAGAGUUUUUUGAGCACAGAAAGGAAGAGAGAUGUGCACGUGUCUGGGGCACAACUUGUUCAAAGCAUCCUCAUGUUAAGAUGAUCCUGGAAAGCGGAGACUGGCUGGUUGGAGGAGAUAUUGAGGUGCUGGAAAGAAUUAAAUGGGAUGAUGGACUAGACCAAUACCGCCUUACACCUCUGGAGCUGAAACAAAAGGCUAAAGAAAUGAAUGCAGAUGCUGUUUUUGCAUUUCAACUGCGAAACCCUGUGCACAAUGGGCAUGCUUUGCUAAUGCAGGACACCCGUCGCCACCUGCUGGACAGGGGGUAUAAGUGUCCGGUGCUUUUACUUCACCCGUUGGGUGGUUGGACUAAAGAUGAUGACGUACCUUUGGACUGGCGAAUGAAGCAACAUGCAGCUGUGUUAGAGGAAGGAGUCUUAGAUCCUAAAUCUACAAUUGUUGCAAUCUUUCCAUCCCCAAUGCUGUAUGCAGGACCGACUGAGGUUCAGUGGCAUUGUAGAGCUCGUAUGAUUGCUGGAUCUAACUUCUACAUCGUGGGACGGGACCCGGCUGGCAUGCCCCACCCUGAGACCAAACAGGAUCUGUAUGAGCCCACACAUGGAGGGAAGGUCCUUAGCAUGGCGCCGGGACUGACAUCUGUUGAAAUAAUUCCCUUUAGAGUUGCUGCCUAUAACAAAGCACACAGCGCUAUGGAGUUCUAUGACAAGGAAAGACACGAUGAGUUUGACUUUAUUUCUGGAACUCGCAUGAGAAAGCUGGCACGUGAAGGCGAAAACCCCCCAGACGGCUUCAUGGCACCAAAAGCCUGGAAAGUCUUAACAGAUUACUACUGUUCUUUAGAGAAAAAUGGUUGAAAGUAAAUUCAGCAGCAAGUCUGCCUGGAAUUCUGAAGUAGUUAUUUUAUAAUUCAAUUUAUUUUAUAUACUAAUUAGUAAAUAUCAAUUUUAUAGUUUUUAUAAUACAUUUUAAAUGGCUCUUUUUUUGUACCCAAAAUUGUAAUGUGGCAACUUUUAUCAUAUUGAGAGUAUGUAUUGUAAUUAUCACAUAAUAAAUAUUUUUAUGAGGGAACAAGUAUGAUAUAUUACUCAUUUUAUAUCAGCUUCCCUUGAAAGUAAAGAGAUUAUUUACAAAAGGUUUUUAAAGACAAAAUAAUUAUCAUAAAAAAAUCAUUGUGUAAUGAUAGAAUUGGAAUCUGAAUUCAGCUUAUUGAACAUGCUGCUUUAUUUUAUAAUAAAAAAAUAACAAACAAUAUGAUUUCUGCAUUUAAUGGUUCUGUUUUUCAAAUUGGAGCAAAUUUGUGAUUAUCUUUAUCUCCUAAUCAGAGAUACAAUCAGUAGGAUAUGUCUGCUGAUGUCAUAGAAACAUAUCUAAUAUUAUACAUUUGUGUGACAUAACUGAAAGCUGAAUUUCCAGAUUCCCGAUAAAAUGUGAAUUCACACAAUAGUUGUUUUAACGGGUAGUAAACAUCUUGAGAUUUUUUUAUAAAAAAAUGUUUAGUAAUGUUUAAAGAAACAACUUUGCAAUAUAUUUCCAUUAUUUAUUUUGUCCCUUUUCAUGUAAUUUAGCUCUGAAAAUUGAGCAAUCUCUUAUUUUUUGAUCUUGAGAUGCACCCUGCUGACUUAUGAAGGCUAACCCUGCUACAUAUAUGUCCCUAAUUGUAUUUGCCAAAUAACAACUGCAAAACAAUGCAUUUUAUACAAACUUUAUGAUAGUGGCUAGCCUUGUCUGUGGACUAAAGCUCAGAUUGUCUUCUUUAAAUAAGGCAAAUGGAGUGGAGUUUGGCUAUAUAAUUGCAGGGAAAAAAAUCUGUUAAUUUGUUUUAAAAACAUUGACUUAGCAGGCAUGUUAUUAUAUAGCAACACAACAAAAAUGUCUGGUGAUUACAAGGUGUUUACUGUCCCUUUAAAUAACUAUUUCUGUGCAAGGUAGAGACAUUACACAGGUAAAAGGAACAAUGUCACUGAAGUUCUGUUGUAUUCAGACAGGGCAAAUCACUUUUUGUCAUUUUUAUUAGCACUUGAAAUAGUUUUUGCAUUAUUUAACCCACUGGUUGCCAGAGAUUGCAUAGCAAGUACUUGCUACUAUCUUGGGCAGACCAUUUAAAUUUCCAGCAAAAAGAUUUAAAUACUUUGUAAAAUCAUAUAAUUAUGUAAGAAUUGUUAGUAUUUCUUGUAAAAUGUUUCUUAUUUUUAAAGGGACAGAAAAUCUAUCGUAUGUAUGAAAUAGAACUAUUUAAACAUGUUAAAAUAUUUUUUGAAUGAAGAAAAAAAAAACUUUAUUUUGAUUUUGACACUAACAGUAAGCGCAUGUCUUUGUGCAACAAUGCCUUAAAGGGACAACAGGCCAAAAAGCAAAAUGUGUAGCAUAGGUUUUCAAAAUCCUGCUUUUUUUACUUCCUGGUGGGUGUCGGACAUGCUCAUUUUUACACAAAAGAAAGACGUGCCCUUUUAAGGAUGGAUUUUCAUUAACUAAUUUAUUGAUGGACAAUAACACAAAUACAAAGUAUAAAAACAUUUUUUUUUCUUUUUUCAGUAUCGGAACAUGUGUUUUACAAAAAAAUCACAUUUUAAACAGCCCUAUUGUAAUGUAAAAGGGUCUGAUGAUCUAAAGCCCUCUGCUCUGGCAAAAUUAUCCAAGAGGUCUUGUAAGUGCUGCAAUGUCCCUCAAAUAAUUUUAGAAAGGCAAAUUUUAACUUGAAAGCUGGAUUUGAAAGAAGACACCUACAUUACAACAGGGAUUGACAAACCUAGACGCCAGGAAGCCAGUGGCAUCUUAACAUUAGGCCCUGGCUCCCUGGUUUAGAGUUCUCAAGUCUAGAGUUUCCCCCACUUCCCCCUGCGGGCCACCACCAGAUGUAAAACUUAGCUUGGUGCGGCUGUAUUUUUUCUAUGCAUUGUAGCUGUGAAAUACUAAUCCAAAUUGUAUUGGGUUAUUAUAUAAUAUAUAUAUGUGUGGUUAGAAUAUAUAUAAUUUGUCAAUCAAUAAUGAUCUAAUGCUCAGUAAAGCCCCCAAACAUUUGUGUCAUUUCAGCGAGUUUUUUUAAAAUCAGGCCUAAAUUAUUUGUUGCCUUUGUAGGGCUGGCAAACGAAAGAAGAACUAUUUAUAAAGAUGAACAAAUGGAUGAUGUACUAAAAAUAGAUUUCUGCACAAUGUGAAUUUUUUUAAUAGAAUAACCCUGAACCUCUACUGAUUCCCUCUGCAUCAAUGUUUCUGUAAUGGCAUCACCAGAUAGGAUUUUUUUUAAUGUAUUGGUGCAAUACAUUUUACCUUUUUUUAGUAGAUGUGGGAAACAUGACUGCAAAGUGCAAAUACCUGUAUAUGAGACAUAAGGUCCAUGUUCUUCAAAAUAAUUGCAUAAGGCUAAAUUGUAAGCAUACUAUUUUUUUAACUUAUAACAUUUAAGGUCCAAAAGUGUCCAUUUAAUGUGUCAAAGUAGCACCUGGCAUGGGCAUAUUGACAAGGACAUUAAUCACAGCUCAGAACUUGUUCACAUUGCACAAAACACAUUUUCAGUAGUUUUGGAAGCAGUUGGUUAAAGUGACAUUUAACACUAUAUACAUAUUAUAAGCCUAGUAUUGAGGUUAUUCCAUGCUCCAUCUAGUCAUGGGAGCCGCCAUUUUGUAAUCUGUCUUUCACUGCAUGUCAGUGUUUGCACAUCUGCAUCAUCUGGCCUUCAGAUACCUGCAGAGAAACCUAGGUUCCUAAAUGGUGGAACCCAUAAUUAGAGGAGGGUGCUGAAAUGUAUUUUGUGUGUUUAUUGUUCCUUUAUCUUCAAUGUGCAACUCUUGAAGGGAAAAAAGAAAAUGUCAGGCUGUGUGUUUUAGUUUCUUCCUCUAUACAAAUGUUGUUAAUGCUGUUUUUUUUUGUUUUUUUUUAAAUAUUAUAACCGAUCUGACUUCUAGCUUUGUAUGGUAUAUGAGUACAUUUUAAUACAAAUCAGUUUAAAAUCUAUUUAUUAAAAAAAAAAUAUUGAAAUUUCGUCCAAUUUUUUUAAGUUUCUCAUUGUUUUAUGUUAUCUGGAAAACAUGAUAUGAAUAUUCUUAUAUAAUAUUAAAUAAAUAUUUCUAUAUUUA